CCCACAACUUCCUGUUUUCGUUUCCUCGUGACAAUGGCCAACAACUUCCGUUAAACUCGAAGAUGGCGGCUGUGGUGUGACCGUUUGAGAAAGGAGUGGACCUUAGAUUCCAAUAACCACUCAAAUAUUCGUAUCUACCUGGGUUCUCCCAUCCUGCUAGGAACCUCUCCGUCAUGUCAGCUGUUGUAGCAUUAAAAGAUGUCUCCUCUCCGGCUGUGGUGCUUGUCCGCGGCCUCGGCGAUGGCAUGGAGAUGGACAAGCCCCCGGCUGUUGUUGAGAGCAUCACAGAGGCUCCGCUGAAGACCCCCACGCCCCGGCACAGCCCCAGACUGCCCCCGGGGGUGCUCCACCUGGGCAAGGUGAGCCGAGAGGCGUGCACGGAGCUGGACGCGGUGCGCAUCGUGGUGCCCCGCGCCGCCAUCUCGCACCAUGUGCCCAGCAGGACCGCCCGCGUGACCGGCGGGGAGGGGAAGAGCGAGGGCCCACCGCACCCAGAGGAGCCCCCCGCGGAACCCCGAAAAGAGGCCCAGGACCUGCAGAGCGCCCUGGACAAGCUGCAGAACUCAGAGCGCAGGCUGCUGCAGGACAAGGAAGGGCUGUCCAACCAGCUCCGAGUCCAGACUGAGGUGAACCGGGAGCUGAAAAAGCUGCUGGUGGCAUCAGUGGGGGAUGACCUGCAGUAUCAUUUUGAGCGUCUGGCUCGGGAGAAAAAUCAACUGAUACUGGAGAAUGAGACCCUGAGCCUCAACCUGGCCCACACCACAGAGCAGCUGGAGCGCAUGAGCAUUCAGUGUGAUGUCUGGAGGAGCAAGUUCCUUGCCAGCAGAGUGAUGGCAGAGGAGCUGACCAAUUCGAGGGUAGCUCUGCAGCGCCAGACCCGGGAAGCCCAGAGUGCCAUCCAGGACCUGCUGAGAGAGCGGGAGGAGUUCUCCAGGGAUAUGCUGCAAACACACAGGUCUCUGGAGCAGCUCCUGGUUUCACUGCAGUGGGGCAGACAGCAGAGCUACUAUCCCAGUGCCCAGCCGCUCAGUACGGGUGAGCUGGCUGCAGCCAAUCACAAGCUUGCAGAAGCAGUGAACUCGCAUCUGCUGGGAAAUGUAGGCAGCGGCGGCAGCAGCAGCAGCAGCCUGAAGAGUGAGCAGGCCUCUGAGCUUUGCAACACUCCAGCUGAGAAGAUGGCGGAGAAGGUGCUCAGGAUUCUGGAUCCUAUAUCUUGCUCCGAUAGCAAGUUUGUGGGCCCCCUUCCGGAGUCCCCUCCCUCCGCCUUCCUGCCCAAUAAGAAGAGCAUUGGGCGGUUCCAUCCCUACACCCGCUACGAGAACAUCACCUUCAACUGCUGCGAGCGCUGCAGCGGAGAGAUCAUUGUGCUGUAGGCCCGGGGGCAGGGCCCUGGGGCAGGGCUCCUGUAGGCCUGGGGUCAGGGCUCCUCCAGCCCCACGCUGUGCUCCCUCCGGCACCCCCUGACCACUGCUCAGAAGGGGGAGCACAGUACGAGUUCAGGUUCCAGUGAUUUUGUGGGUCGUCAUGGUCCUCUGGAGAAGAGUGAAAUUGCACUGUGAAAUGCGCUGGUUUAAUCAUUUAUAUUGACGCAAGUACUGAGGAGAGGCAGCAGGCUCGCACAACCUCCCUCUAACCCGAGAGAUUAUUCACAGUGGAUCUUUAAGGUCCGUCUUUUACUUGACUAAUAAGAGACACCAACAGCUGUAGUCGGAGAUGUAACCCUGGCUUUCGGUCAGACUGGGGAACCCACCCGUCCCUAGUCAAAAUGGUACAGCUGUUAGAGUCUAACUGUCUGUUAGACGGUGGUUUUUCAAGAGGGUGGAUAUACCAUUUGCUAUAAUUGUGUAUUUCAGUGUUAAAAUGAUUAUUUAUUGAUCAGUGCAAUUUUGAAUUGCUGUAGUGUUACUGACAUGGGACUACAGUUAAUUAGUUAAUGCGAACACUAUUCUGUAGGAAAACCCGUUUGUACCAAAUGCACUGUUUGCAGCGUCGUGCUUUAUAAAGUAUUUUUAAAGGGGACUUGUGUCCCCAGUUUGUAUGAAAGAUACGGUCUUCUGCCACUAAGGGUUCUUGUUGUAUUUAGGCGACGCGUCUACCUGGGCUGGGUCAUAGGAGGACAGGGCUCUUGGGGCUUUGAGAUUGGAUUUCCCCCGCGUGUGUUAAAAUGUAAUGCUGCAGUGGAAUUCUAUACGGAAAGAACUGAGCUUUUUGCUGUAAGUGUAUAAGCCUUCUGGCUCUUUGAUAAUAAAAAAAAUGAAUGGAAUUACAAA
Molecule: messenger RNA, 2270 nt
Organism: Conger conger (European conger)
Lineage: Eukaryota; Metazoa; Chordata; Actinopteri; Anguilliformes; Congridae
Gene: blzf1
Product: basic leucine zipper nuclear factor 1
Exons: 7
Coding region: 174-1373 (399 amino acids)
Biological process (GO): Golgi to plasma membrane protein transport; Golgi organization
Cellular component (GO): Golgi membrane
Source: RefSeq, a predicted model, not a curated record